AUGGAAAGAAUCUUCUACAAUUCAAAUCUCCGAGAUCCGAUCACGAAUUACCCAAUAUAUAUUUUUGAUACCUCGUAUUUACCAUCUACAGAUUUAAUAAAUUAUGAUGAAUUCAUACCUACUUUAAUGAGAUACUUACCAACUAAACCUUAUGUACUAGUGAUGUUUUCUAGUGGACUAAAUAAGAUUAGUUGGGUAUGGGGUUUAAAAUUUAUUAAAAAUUUUAUGAAUAAUGUUACCAAUUUAAAUAAUUUAAUUAAGAUAUUUACCGUUCAUGAAUCUUGGUUUAUUAAGUCAAUAACAACUGCUAUUUACAAUUUCCAUUCUACCAAAAGAAAUAUAGAGCAAUUAAAUUAUUUUUUGGAUUCAUUAACUAUUGAGUCAAGACAACAGCCUAAAAAUUAUCAAACAAUUGUUAUCCCUUGCGGAAAUUUAAGUGAAUUAAGUAAAUAUUUAAACAUAACAAAUUUAAAAAUUUCACUAAAUAUCUACAAAUAUGAUUUACAAUUGGAAAAUGAAAUUAAUUUAAAAUUGAAAUUCAAUCCCAUUAUUAAUCCUCACGUCACAUUAAAUCCACUAAAUCAUCCUAUAUUAUAUCAUCACAUAUAUCAGUUGUUGAACAUCAUUAAUUUAAAUUGUUGCAAGACUGAAUUAAGUUUUCAUAAACCUGGCAAAAAGAUCAAUAUUGACAUUUUAUAUCAAUGUAUAACGAGAGAUCAAUUAAUUUCAAUAAAUGAUUGGGAUUUAUACUCAAUCUCGUCAACAUUCAAAAGAAUUCUUUCAGAGUUACCAUAUCCUUUAAUUCCGAUAAAUCAAAUACCACUACCUAUGAAAGAUGACUUUGAAUAUACUCAAUCCAUUUUCCAUUCAAUUCUCACAAAACAUAAACAAUUACAUCAAACUCAAAACUAUGACCAAUUACUAUUUCAAUUGUUUGGAUUAUUCAAUAAAUUGAUUACAAGUGAAGAUACGACAAAACAUAGCAUAACAUCCAUUACAAAGUGUACGAGUCAUUGUUUAUCACAAGAAGUUGUUUCCACCGAUAAAAGCUCCAUUCAAAUCAUACAAAGGUUUAUGAAGAACGUUUUACAACAUUGGGGUAAAUUAAGCAAGCUUUAUUCUUACAAAUCUAUUCAAGAUAUUGUACAUGGUGAAGCAAAAUCAACUCAAAAUGAAUUUGAACGAUCUUAUGACGUUAGCUAUGAAAUAACUUAUGAAGAAGGUAGUGACAGUAAUGAUGAAGAUACAAGACUUGCAUUUAACACAGAUAAUAUUCUCGACUCACAUUCAACUUUAAAAAUUGAUCCACAACUGAGCAAUCAUGACAAAUGUAAUGGCAGCAUUAAUCCAAAAUUACCACCAAGACCAUCAAGUGUAGAAGAAGACGAUGCACCACCACAAUUACCAAAUAGAAAUAAAGAUUAUGAGAAAUUACCUAAAACUCCAACACGUCCAAAGGAAUUAACGGUCAUACCAAAUCGGGACCCAUUUGAAGAAAAGAAAGAUCAAAUACCCCCAAAAAAUAAACAAGAAGAAGUACCCGUAACUAAAUCUACAGCAAAAACUCCAAAACAAUCAACCGAAAACAAAGAGAAUAUUCCUGAUGAAAAAACAGAGAUCAAAAUUUCAAUAGACCAAGAUAUCAAAAGACAUAAAGAAAAACCAUUAAAUAAUGUUUCAAAUUUACAAUUUUUACAAUAUCCACCUCAAAAAUAUCAUUUUACACCAACAAUAAAAAAUAAAAACUUAGUAACAGAAGAAGAAAACAUUGAUAAUAAAGUAAUCAAUAAUAAUGGGAAAAAACCAGUUAUUCGGGGAAGAAAAGUUGGUCAAUUAGCUAAAUUAUUUGAAGAAAGAAAUGAAGGAUUUAAUAUCUUAAAUUCUUUAUAA
Messenger RNA from Lodderomyces pseudojiufengensis, 1890 nucleotides. RefSeq names its product Ecm25p (gene ECM25). Bases 1 to 1890 code for a protein of 629 amino acids. The transcript has a single exon. Lineage: Eukaryota; Fungi; Ascomycota; Pichiomycetes; Serinales; Debaryomycetaceae. The record is from RefSeq and is a predicted model, not a curated record. Gene Ontology annotation, biological process: signal transduction.